Acanthosepion pharaonis is the source of this 1128-nucleotide messenger RNA. NCBI's taxonomy places the organism in Eukaryota, Metazoa, Mollusca, Cephalopoda, Sepiida, Sepiidae. The record is from the annotation of a GenBank genome assembly.
AUGUUUCAGGUAUCUUCUCCUAUAGCAUCUUUGUUUGUAGCUAUGCAGCACAAUGUUACAGUUAAUGGCAGUGACAAUAUGCAGUUUAGUUACUAUACAUAUGGUCCUAAAGAUACAUUUGCUAUCUUUUUCUACAUGCUCAUCUGUGUUGUCAUUCAUGCUGUCAUCCAAGAAUAUGUCUUAGAUAAAAUUAAUCGCAAAAUGCAUCUGUCAAAGUUGAAACACAGUAAAUUCAACGAAUCUGGUCAGCUGAUAACAUUCUAUGCAGCAUCAAUUAUCUGGGGGGCAGAUAUCAUCAUAAGGGAAGCUUACAUCAGUAAUAUCAAUGCAUUAUGGGAAGAUUAUCCUCAUGCUGAAAUUGCCUAUUGGUUACACUGUUUCCCUGAACUUUACUUUCAAAAAAUAAAGAAGGAGGAAAUUCCGGCCAGAGUUCUCUACACAUCAUUGUACCUCACAACUAUCAUAACUGCAUACUUACUGAACUUUACUAGAGUUGCAUUGUGUAUGUUGGUCCUCCAUUAUACAGUAGAUUUUGUGUUCCAUUUUGCUCGAUCCAUGCACUUUGGUGAAAAACAGAAAUUUGCAUCGAAUGUUUUCAUGGUGUGGAAUGUGUUAUUUGUAAUAGUUCGCUUCACUAUAAUCACAUUGGCAUUUUUAACAUUCUGGUAUGGUUUGGAAAAGACGAGUCAGUCCUCAAUAAACUUUGCUACUGGUAACUUUAAUACCAUGUUGGUCAGGAUUAUUUGUCUCAGUGGAGUGUGCUUACUCCAAGGAUGGAUGAUGUGGAAGUUCAUCAACUUCCACAUAGUACGCAUACGAGAAAGAGAUGUAACUGCUUCUUACAGGAAAUCUAUGUCUCCCAAGAAGAAGCAAGCCAAAAUCAGAGAUUCUAAUGCUGAUUUUAACCACCACAACAGUGCUACUGAAAAUGGUUCCGUACGUUCUCGAGGAAGAGGCUUUUUUAACAUCCAGUCCAAUCUAGUUUAUCUCUCUCUCUCUCUCUCUCUCUCUCCCCCUCCUCCUUCUUGCCUCCUCCUCCCAUUUCCCUCCCCCUCUCCCUCCUGUACAAAUUUUCUUCUCCUUUCCAAUUUUCUGUAUUUGUUGGCCUACACAGACCACACUUUCUAA